Pelagomonas calceolata is the source of this 837-nucleotide messenger RNA. NCBI's taxonomy places the organism in Eukaryota, Pelagophyceae, Pelagomonadales, Pelagomonadaceae. The record is from the annotation of a GenBank genome assembly.
AUGCGAGCUGUCUACCUCUGCGCGGUCGCAGCAGCCCUGCGGCCCGCGCCACGGACGCGACGACGGACGCGCCUCGGGUCGUCGACCGACGUCGACGACUUCCGGCAGCGCCUGGAGGCCGGCGCCUUCUUCCUCGACGACGGCCGACACGACGUCAUCGCGUGCGACACGCGGCAGGCCGCGCAGCAUGCUGGGGAGGCGCUAAAGGCGGCCGUGCUCACGGGCGAGCGGCGUUGUGUGAUUGACUGCCGCGUCGACACCUUCGACUCGACGUCGCGCCGCUUCGCCGCCGACGACACGGCGAGAUGGAUAAGACGCUGCGCGAACGAGGUCGCGUUCUUCUUCGAGACCUGCACGCUGCUCUACCCGCAAGCCGCGUCCGGCGCGGCGCCGACGGCGGCCGGGCUGCCCGUCGAGCCCCUCCUCAAAAAAUGGGGGCAGGUCAUGGACGGCUCCGAGGACCACGGUUUGGCACCGACGGACUGUUUCUUCGUCGUGUCGCCGUCGACGUUUGACGAGCUCGUGGCGCUGCGACGGUUGUACCGAGCGGCGAUGGCGGCGCGGGCGCUCAUCGUCGUCGUGAACCACGGCUUCGAGGCGCCGCCGCCCGAACUCGAGGAGGCUUCGGAAGUCUACCGGCUCCAGCCCCUCGAUAUCGAGGAGCCAUCCACAGGGAAAGUCGCGCGCGUCUGCGUGUCGCGGCGCUUCCCCGCAUCAUAUGAAGUUUACGCUGCACGCGGAAAACAGUACGAGGCGUCGAAUCGGGGUGUGUUCAAACAAAAACCGGACGACGCCGUCGUGCGGGCCGUGGCAAGACAGGUCCUAGAUGAAAGUUGA